Acytostelium subglobosum LB1 is the source of this 765-nucleotide messenger RNA. RefSeq lists its product as hypothetical. Bases 1 to 765 code for a protein of 254 amino acids. The transcript has a single exon. Lineage: Eukaryota; Evosea; Eumycetozoa; Acytosteliales; Acytosteliaceae. The record is from RefSeq and is a predicted model, not a curated record.
AUGGGCGAUGCAUUGCUAGUGGGCCCGUCCGAGCCCGUGCUGCCGUUAUCGCUUGGUUCUAUCGAGUCUGAAUCAACGUUGUCUGGAGUGGUCUUUGGUGUUGACGACGGUGUGAUGCGCAUUGGUGAUGGGUGGGCGAUUGAUGAAGAUGAAGGUGGUGUAGUGUCAAUGUUCCUCGGCGAGGGUAGCUCGUUGUGUGGUGGUGCCUUGUCGCGCUCCAUGACCAUUCUCGAACUCGUGCCGCCACUACCACCCAACCUAUGUUUACUACUGCUGCUGUCGUCCUGCAUUGAUCCACCCGAUAAAGAGCGCGCAGGAGAUGGUGGCGGCAGCAGAGAUGAAUGUGUGCUCGAGGGCACGGGCGACACAGACAUCUCCAUUGGCGUCGGUAUCAGCUCUUUGAGAUUAGUUGAGGAGAACGAUGGCAGUAUGGAUGGCGGCGUGGACACGCCCCCAUGUACAUCGACCACCGACGAAUCGUCGUUGAGGAAAGAUGUCGACGCUGACACUGUCGCCAAAGAUGUGGGCAUGUUGUUGCUCUUGUACGGCGAGAAUGUCAGGCCGCGCCAGAUAUCGUCCAAGCUGUUGCUGUUGCUGUUGGUUAUUCGGUUGGGCGUGCCAACGCGCCAGUCCUCCGACACGAGCAUCAAGUCCUCCAGGCUGGACUUUGACUUUACGCGCUCAAUACGAUGUGGUGUGCUGUUACUUGAACGAUCGCGUAGCAACGACGAAGAGUUGCCACCCAUGCCCGCUGACAACAACUGA